GAGGGGCGUAUUGGUCUAGGUCAGCCUAGGCUACAGGCGUGCGUCGUGCGUGCAACACGCAUACCAAAACAAGUGACGGUGCGCGACGACGACGCCCGAACGGGCACGAGGGAGCGCUUUUUUCGAGGGAGAUCGGGUUGGCGUUGGGACGGAGAUAGGACGUGGGAUAAACAAGUCGUUGGCAUGACGACGGUAUUUUAAUGUGUCAGCUGUCACUCGAUGGAAAUAUUUACUUUGUGUGUGUGGUUUUUUUUAUCGCGACGAGCCGGCAACGCCGGAGGAAAUGACGUUUGAGCCGAGCGAAAACACAAUGGAGACGACGGAGAAAAUUUUCACGCUUGUUGACAAAGAGGGGCUAUAAAUUUGCAACGUGUGCGACGGAGACAUAAAUAAUUCAUGCGCGACCUACAUCUGGCUUUUUCGGUGGGGCGCAACCACAAAGGAGCGCAGUUCACGUGCGAACAUGUCCGGAUUCGAUGACACUUGCAUUCAAAGUUAUCAGAGAGCCGAUAUUCUACAUAUUUUAAAUAAGAAAAUUCAUUAACGUAUAGUCGAGGGCACAGAGGGCGCUGUUGCGCAGACCGACAAAAUAGUGUCAGGGUGCUACUAGAUGUCACUUUUUAAACUUGUUAAAUAAAGUCACAAGGUACUUUAACAAGUGACCCGGAAUGGAAUGCAGUACACAAGGAUAAUGAAUAGUAAAUUCUUUAACGUAUAUUUGCGACCAAAUUCUAAACUGUCAAAAAAAAGAGACAUUUUUUACUUCUCAAGCAUAAGUUAAUAAAGUAUCGUAAUCGAGUCAAUCGGACGACUAGCUGCUUUCAUGUUUUCUCGACGCUUCUUGACCUCUACAGUACGAAGAAAUACUGGACCGAUUGUUGUCAAAUUCUUUCACCAAAAUGAGUUUGAACACACUAAUCGAAGCAGCAAAGUUUCUGGAAAUGCAAGAACAGAAGGAGCAACAGCAGCGCGCCGCAGAGGCGGGAAGUUCGAAGUCGUCGCCUAGUCAAGGCCAGACCGUGCAAAAAACCUCGCACGUGCCCGCCGUCUUGAUCACCUCCCCCGACAUGGCCCCCAACUUACUCACGCUGGCGCAGGAGACCUUGAAGAAGCAGCCCCAAGCCGAGCAACAACAGGUGGUGUCCAGCACCGUCCCCCAGCCCCGCCACCGCAUCCUCCACAACAGCUUCGACAUCAUGAACCCCCUCGUGAUCGACGAGUCCGGCGCCGAGGUCAAGCGGAAGCAGCCCCCCAUGGUGUUCCGGGCCGGCACCAGGGAGGUCCACAACAAGCUGGAGAAGCACCGGCGGGCGCACCUCAAGGAGUGCUUCGACGUCCUGAAGAAGCAGCUGCCGCAGACCCAGGACGAGAAGAAGACGUCCAACUUGAGCAUCCUCCAUUCGGCCUUGAGGUGCAUCCAGUCGCUGAAGCGGAAGGAGCGGGAGCUGGAGCACGAGAUGGAGCGGCUCGCGAGGGACAAAAUCGCCGCCCAGCAGAAGCUCGCCGUACUAAAGAAAGACAUCCAAGCCCACUACGACAACGUGGACUUUUCGAAAAUCCUGCCCGAGGUGGUGCCGGUGACGACCGCCUCGCAGACGAUCACGAGCGACGAGAUCAAGGUGGAGGCGGUGAGCGGCCAGAACGGGGACAGGAUCCAGAUCCCGCUGCUGCCGAACAAGACGCAGAUCUCCAUCGCGACGACGCAAGUGGGGACGAUCAAGGAGGUGACUCAGCCAGUUCAGACGACCGCGCUCUCGGUGCUGCCCGUGGGCUACUCGGUCCCCCAGGGGUUGGUUUUGCAGAAGUUGAUCGUCCCGAAAGGGUUAACCGAACUGACGCCCCUGGUAUCGACUCAUUUUAUUACUCAGCAGCAAAUAAACGGCAAGGUGGUUCCGCUGGUGAACGCCCAGUACGUGGUGAAGCCGGUGGUGGUUGUGAGCAGACCCAGCUAGUGGCCUUGAAGGGAUGAAACGGCCCCUCUUGUAUGAUAGAGCGUAUGAGUGUUGGCGUGGAUGUUCUACUAAUAUGUGAUUUCUAUAUUAUUUACGGUGAUUUUUUAAUUUUGUUUGGGUGGUGGGAGCGCCCGCGUUCGUUGUCAAACGAGUUUCUCACAUUCCAUAUUGAUUUUUGCCGUCGAGACUUGGAUUGUUUUUAGCCCUAGGAUCUAGUCAUUUUAUUGCGGUUUUACUCAAUUUUUUGUGGGCGGCAUUUUCGGAGGUGUUUUAGGUCUGAAAAGGUCGCACACACGCCAAUCGGAACGCGCAGUCUCCGACCACCCACAGCAAGGGUCUGGCCCUGUUCUUAGAUCUCUAGCCUUGAUGUAUUACUUUUAUUUUAUAUUAUGUACUGUACAUUAACGAAAAACGUAUAUGUUCGAGGUUCUAGUGAGUGUAUUGCGAAUGAAAUUUGUAAAUAAUUAGUUUUAAACUGUACAAAAUAAGGUUAAGACGAAAAUUGUAUUCACUCUAUUCUAUGUUUAAUACAGAGCAGGGUUGUGUCUCUGCGAUAGGACAGUAAACGGUACUGUAGAUGCAACAAAGGCAGAAGUCAGUCAAAUAACAAAAACGCAAAAAAAAGUUGAUGUAAUAAAUUAUUUAAAACGAA
Molecule: messenger RNA, 2604 nt
Organism: Zophobas morio
Lineage: Eukaryota; Metazoa; Arthropoda; Insecta; Coleoptera; Tenebrionidae
Product: max-binding protein MNT-like
Exons: 4
Coding region: 900-1952 (350 amino acids)
Biological process (GO): regulation of transcription by RNA polymerase II
Molecular function (GO): DNA-binding transcription factor activity, RNA polymerase II-specific; protein dimerization activity; RNA polymerase II cis-regulatory region sequence-specific DNA binding
Source: RefSeq, a predicted model, not a curated record